UUUAAUAGUCACACAAAAAGAGUCGAUUCAGUUGUAUUUGUCUUUCUGUACUCUCUGCAUCGAUUACUUUUUCAAAUGAAAACACUUUUCACUGUGUGAAGGAAAACUUUUUUGGCGCAAUCGCAGUGAAAAUCUUUUUAUAUUUGUGGUUUGAGUAAAAGAAAAUUUCCCGGUUGCAUCUUGUCAGUUUUCAUUGGGUUUUCCGUGAGAUCAGUUUGAAAGAGAGAAAAGAUGACACCACCAAUUGGUAAAAAAGCUCCAGAUUUUUCCGGAACGGCUGUUAUCGAUGGAAAAUUCAAGGAUAUUUCCUUGGAGGAUUAUCAAGGAAAGUACCUUGUACUUUUCUUCUAUCCUCUCGAUUUUACUUUUGUGUGUCCAACGGAAAUUGUGGCAUUUUCCGAUCGAAUUGAAGAAUUCCGAAGUAUCAAUUGUGAAGUCAUUGGAGUUUCAACUGAUUCACACUUUUCCCACUUUGCUUGGUGUCAACUACCACGAAAAUCCGGUGGACUUGGUCCUGACCUAGCUUUACCACUUUUGGCAGAUAAAUCCAUGCGAAUUGCUCGAGCCUACGGUGUACUCAAUGAAGAAACCGGUGUGCCCUUUAGAGGUCUCUUCAUAAUGGACGGCGAACAGCGUUUACGUCAAGUGACCGUGAAUGACCUACCAGUCGGACGAUCAGUCGAUGAGACACUGCGCCUAGUUCAGGCCUUUCAGUACACAGAUAUCCACGGAGAAGUAUGUCCGGCCAACUGGAAACCCGGUAGUAAGACCAUGCAGGCUGACACAAAUCGCUCAAAGGACUACUUCGAAGCUGUCAACUGAGCAUUUGACAUUUCAUUUCUGUCCGUUUUUUUGUGGUUAAAUAGAGGAAUUUCUCAAAAUUGAUCAAAAUGGUUCCUCAAUGGCAUCAAAAAGCACGUUUGUAGCAUUUUUUUUUUGUGAAAUAUACUUAUCACAGAAUUCACAGAAACAAAAAAAAAAGCAUAAUUUGCAGG
Molecule: messenger RNA, 995 nt
Organism: Phlebotomus papatasi
Lineage: Eukaryota; Metazoa; Arthropoda; Insecta; Diptera; Psychodidae
Product: peroxiredoxin 1-like
Exons: 3
Coding region: 232-822 (196 amino acids)
Biological process (GO): hydrogen peroxide catabolic process; response to oxidative stress; removal of superoxide radicals
Cellular component (GO): cytosol
Molecular function (GO): thioredoxin peroxidase activity
Source: RefSeq, a predicted model, not a curated record